Lolium rigidum is the source of this 1360-nucleotide messenger RNA. Its product is annotated as putative uridine kinase C227.14. The coding region runs from base 137 to 1141 and encodes 334 amino acids. The record is from RefSeq and is a predicted model, not a curated record. Gene Ontology annotation, cellular component: cytoplasm. The transcript has 12 exons. NCBI's taxonomy places the organism in Eukaryota, Viridiplantae, Streptophyta, Magnoliopsida, Poales, Poaceae. Gene Ontology annotation, molecular function: ATP binding; kinase activity.
GGAUUAUUCAAAGAAGUCGUUAUCUACUUAAUCCUCUCGAAAAUCCAGACACUAACAAACCAUAGCGUUUUAUCCUCUAAUAAUCUAACUCUAGAAGAACAUCACACAGGCCCUCCUCGAUCCAGACUCCGGAGUAAUGGAGUUGUCAGCUUCCAUCGCCCACGCCACGGCGCAGGCACGGCUGCUCCGGCCGACGGCCGAUUGUCGCCGGCUCGGGUCGCCCCCUCAAAAGCACAAUUUCGCUGCCUUUUCAGGAUAUAUGUCCUGUAGGAGCUUUGCUUUACUAAGUAAAGUGACGAAGGAGGUACCUUCAAUCAGCGUGAGCUUUCGACACACAUUUCUUCAACCGGUUGUUCGGGCUACACAGAAGAACAAACACGAUGUUACAUGCUACCAGAGACAAGGAUCUCCACAGAUUGAAGCCAAGUCAAUGGAGGAAGUCUAUGAUGCUUUGGCUGAGCACCUUCUUUCCGUGUUGAAGAAUGUUGAUCAUCUUGAUUCAAAUCUGAACAGAUACAUUGUUGGUCUAGCUGGCCCACCUGGUGCAGGCAAGUCUACUGUUGCCUCUGAAGUUGUCCGACGUGUCAAUGCGUGGUGGUCUCAGAAGCAUUCAAAAGACAGUUCACUAAAUUCAAAUGAAGACAUUGCAACAAUGCUUCCCAUGGACGGAUUCCACCUUUACCGUUCUCAGCUUGAUGCAAUGGAGGAUCCAAAAGAAGCACAUGCUAGAAGAGGAGCACCAUGGACAUUCAAUCCAUGUCUUUUUCUGAAAUGCCUACAGACCCUGAAGAAAGAGGGGUCAGUUUAUGCUCCAUCAUUUGAUCAUGGCGUUGGUGACCCAGUUGAAAAUGACAUAGUUGUAAAGCCAGAGCACAAAAUAGUGAUAGUCGAAGGAAAUUAUUUAUUACUGGAAGACAAUAUUUGGAGGGAGAUUAGAGACUUGUUUGAUGAGAAAUGGUUCAUUGACAUUGACAUUGAUGUAUCCAUGCAAAGAGUGCUCCAGAGACAUAUCGGCACAGGAAAAGAGCCAGAUGUAGCAGCAUGGCGGAUUGCAUACAAUGACCGGCCGAAUGCUGAGCUUAUCAUGGAGUCAAGAAAGGCUGCAGAUCUUGUAAUCAGAUCGGUGGACUUCUCAUCCUAGACUCCCAUGUUUCUGAUUUGGAUUUCCAGUAAUAAUAAGUUCUGAUGGCGGUCCUCUAUGCCAAAAGAUUCGACCCAUUUAACCAGUGUUCCUUUUUGUGAAGGGGGCAAAUAAGCAAAAAGUAAGUGAAAUCAUUGUUGCCAUUUUAGAAAAUUCCUGUAAAUGAUUUAAUAGUUUGAUCUUUUUCAUGACAAUGCAUAUAUUCUUAGCUAAACAAUA